GUCAAGAGAAGGGGAUGAUUUUCCUUUGGUUUUCUUCCUCUUGUGUGUUUUCACUGUAAUUUAAAAGGGCUGUCUCCCCUCUCUUUCUUUCUCAACUGUUCUCCGUGUUGAUUGUUGAACAGAACUCGCGUGUUAGCAGACAUUAGACAGAAGAAGUACACAGCACUUGCCUGCGAGAGAGGGCCAAAAAGGCGAGAGUAAAGUUCUCUCCCUCUGUAACACAAAAUCUAGAGAGAGAAUAAAAAAGGAAUCACCGAUCAGUCUAUCCAUCUGCGACUCUGUGAGAAAGUUCCCAACUUUCAACUUGAAAUACCCAUUUGAGAAUUUUUAUUUUCAUUUUCCAUUUAGGAUAUUCGAUCAUACAUUUUGUUUUAGUUGUCAAUUGCGAUCAUAAAUUAGUUUAUGAAUAGCGUGGAAUCCUAAUUCUGUCUCGGAAGCCGAUUUAAGGAAUUUGUUCUGGGCCUAUUGGUUUGAAGUUCGGGUUUCGGAAUUGAAUCGGGUUUUUGUUUUUCCUGGGGAUGAGAGGGGUUUAGGAUGAGCGAUAUUGACCAUGUUUGUGAUCUAAUAUGGAAGUGAUGGUAGUGAUUGACACAUACGAAGAAGAUGUCACUUUACAUUGGUCGUGAGGCCUCCAAGCUAUGGAAGAGAGUUUGUUCAGAGACUGCAACGGAGAUCAGCCUUCUUGCCGAGAACUGGAAGUAUAUUCUUUGCGGUCUAAUUUUUCAGUACAUCCAUGGAGUGGCUGCUCGAGGGGUUCAUUACUUACAUCGCCCAGGACCCACACUUCAAGAUGUUGGGUUCUUUAUUUUACCGGAACUUGGUCCAGACAAAGCUUACAUCAGCGAAACAGUAUUUUCCGUCAUCUUUCUGUCUUUUGUCUUGUGGACUUUCCAUCCUUUUAUUUGCAAGAACAAAAAGAUUUACACGGUUCUAAUAUGGUGCAGGGUCCUGGCUUUCUUAGUUGCUUGCCAAAUCCUUCGGAUCAUUACUUUCUAUUCUACGCAGCUUCCUGGUCCAAAUUAUCACUGUCGUGAGGGCUCAAAACUUGCGAGACUGCCUCGUCCUGAUAGUAUUGUAGAAGUUCUUUUAAUUAAUUUUCCUCGGGGAGUGCUUUAUGGCUGUGGGGAUCUAAUAUUUUCAUCUCAUAUGAUAUUCUCUCUUGUCUUUGUCCGCACAUAUCAUAAAUAUGGUACACAAAGGUUUGUAAAGCAUUGUGCAUGGUUAGCUGUUAUUGUUCAAAGCUUCUUGAUUGUUGCAUCUCACAAACAUUACACUGUAGACAUUGUGGUGGCAUGGUACACUGUUAAUUUGGUGGUCUUCUUUAUUGACAAAAAAUUGGCAGAAUUGCCUGAUCGCUCUGGACCGGUGGCAUUACCAUUGACAAAGGACAACAAGACUAAAGAAGAGAACCACAAACUUUUGAAUGGGAAUUCUGGAGACCCUGCAGAAAAGAGGGCAAGAUCCCAAAUCAAUGGAAAGAUAGUAGAGAACGGGAACAUAACGCAUGCUGAAACAGCAAUGAAUGGUGUAUAGAUGUUAGAAGCUCCAUCCAUCGUGGGUAGAGCAAGUCGGGAUUGGCAUGCCAAGUUACCGACUUUGUGUUGGUGGACAAUCCCCAGCCUCCUCUAGUCAUCACACGAGGUCUGGUCGAUUUGAUCUGUAUUCUAGGAAAGAAGGCUAACGCCUUUCCUUGUCCAUGAUCCAUAGUUAAAUUGCUUAAAUGCAACGAACAUAAUGUAUGUAUGUCAUGGAAUUACAAUUUGAUUAAUAGAUGCAAAGUUCACAUCCUAUUGUGUAUUGUGUAAAUUUGAAAUUGUUGAGUGUUGCUGUCCAUAUGCUAAAAAGAGCAUAUGCAUAAGCAUGCCUCUUUCUUCA
Molecule: messenger RNA, 1875 nt
Organism: Ipomoea triloba (trilobed morning glory)
Lineage: Eukaryota; Viridiplantae; Streptophyta; Magnoliopsida; Solanales; Convolvulaceae
Product: phosphatidylinositol:ceramide inositolphosphotransferase 1-like
Exons: 12
Coding region: 604-1533 (309 amino acids)
Biological process (GO): ceramide biosynthetic process
Cellular component (GO): Golgi membrane; endoplasmic reticulum membrane; trans-Golgi network
Molecular function (GO): inositol phosphoceramide synthase activity; ceramide cholinephosphotransferase activity; sphingomyelin synthase activity
Source: RefSeq, a predicted model, not a curated record